Aplysia californica (California sea hare) is the source of this 5346-nucleotide messenger RNA. RefSeq lists its product as uncharacterized. Bases 39 to 992 code for a protein of 317 amino acids. NCBI's taxonomy places the organism in Eukaryota, Metazoa, Mollusca, Gastropoda, Aplysiida, Aplysiidae. The transcript is spliced from 2 exons. The record is from RefSeq and is a predicted model, not a curated record. Gene Ontology annotation, biological process: protein arginylation.
UAAAAACUUGUUCUCCAAAAGAAAAACUAUAAAUUUUUAUGGAACCACUUAACUCGGGAAAACUAUCAUCAAGAUCAAAUAAAUCGGGAUCAAACAAAAUCAUUCCUUCUGGCUCAGUGAUGGAUCCAAAAGCCAAGAAAUCAAAAAAGAAAAAGAAGAACAGAAAGAACUCAGGAAAACCGGAAAGUGAUGUACAGGAAUCAAGUGCCAAACUCACAAGUGAUGAAGAAAGGGGUGCUCUGGAAGUAGAAGGAGUCAAAGCAUUAGAUGAUACCGAGCCUGAGGAAACUCCCAAUCCUUCAACAACCACGAAGCUCCCAUCUCUGACCAACGUGAAGGCAGCCAAGAACCGCAACUCACCACGUGGUGAGCACCCGUCCAAACUUCUAUAUCGGCCGGACCAGGCAGUGGUCAACACCCUCGCACAGAGAAUCUCAAGCCUCAAUCUCAAGCACCAAAAACAAAAUAAUAAUUCUUCCUCGAGACUGACUAAUGGCCGCCUCAGACAGAAUAAUGCCGCGGGAGGCGGCAAAAUGUCGAACGGGAACGGGAAGUCCUCACGACCCGCGAAAGACAAAACAACGAAAUCGGCUCCGGCCGGCGUGAAAAUGACAGCUACUGACAGGUCUUCUCAUUCUUUGCCAAAAGAAGAGUCAAGCGGCGGUGUUGCCAUAGAUCUCGUUGCUAGCGCUGUUAUCAACGAAAGUUUACGCUGGGACAAUGUUCUCGAGGACUCGGAAGAAGAGCGAGAACGAAUUAAAGUCUACAAAAUUAACCGGAGGAAAAGAUACUUGGCUGCCGCGCAAGCGAAAGGUUUAGGCUGGGCAUUAAAUUAUUCUGUGAACUCUGCUUUCCAGAUUUCGGACGAUUUAGUGUAUGAUAGUGUGUCGAGGGCUGGGGGAAAUGCCUUCACCACUGACUAUAGUCCUAUUCGUGGCCUCCGAGCUUCUCAAGGUCAUGCACUCGUAGGACAAACCAUGGUGGAAUGUUGACGGAGACUUUUCGUAAACUUUAAUCAUACCUCUGACUGUACUGAAAGCUCUCUUUCUCUUUAAAACUUCUGAAGUGUGAGAGGGGGGAGAAAUGUGAUUUUGGGUUUGAUCUUCAGAUGUGACAUAGUUUGGUUUCCUCAACAGAUUUGAAUUAUGGAUGAUAGGUCCUUUAUUGGAUCAUGGUGGUUAUUUUUAAAAAUACAUUUAUUGCGAAAAGCUGCUGCUGGAAAGGAAUCUGUCCAUUGAAUGGGGAAAAAUUGUUUUUCUUAUCAGAUAUAUCUACAAAUUUAGGUUGGAAUACUGUGAUAGAAGAAAGCGAACCCGUUGCCUAAAUGACUUUGAUAUUCCCGCUUACACUUUUCAAACAUUUCUAUGCACUGCACUGUCUGAGGGACAUUUUUGGCUUCAGAAUGUGCCCACUUUGUAAUUUUCCUGUUAUAUUUCUUAACUUUCUGGCUUAUUACAGAAUGUGCCUCAUGUUUCAUCAGUAUUUCUUUGCAGAUGUUGACAUUUUUGUGAAUGUCUGUCUCAAUCCUUUAUGUGAUAAGGUAAAAAAAAAAUUUUAAUUCUGCAGUUUCCUGCAGAUUAUAUUUAUUAUAACAUGACUUUUCACACGUAAAGUCAAAAAACUUUUCUAAUUACAACCAGUUAUUGUAACUGUAAUGUUUUACACCCCCAUCAACACAAUUUAGAUUGUUUAGGGGCGGGCUGUUUCUACCCUGCCUCUCAGGGCCAGACAAGGCUCAGGCUGAGUGGGAUCAUAUACACGCUGACAGAAGGAAAUACUCCAUAUAGAACUCCCCCCACCCAGGGAGCCUAUGAGAAAGGUUAUAUAUUAGAUCUUAGAAAGUUUGGUGAGAAAUUUUUAUUAAAGAAAUUUUUUAUUUAAAGAAAUAUAUUUUUUAUAGAGAUGAGACUCAGAGAAGAUUUGUACGUUCAGUAGUGCUGGGCGGAACCGGCGAAACCCAGUGUCUGUACUUUCUGCCGAGAACCGCCAGUAUUGGUACCGGUACCGGUACUGGGAGUGACACUAGGAGGUCACUCACAGACGGUGCGUCUCGCGUACGUCACGAUCAGCGCCGUCCACCCCCCCCCCCCCCACACACACACACACAAAUUGGAGAGACGAACUGUGAUGCAAAAUACCUUUGAAGUUUGCAGCCGCGCUGGAUUAAACUUUGCAUGUAGAAUUUCUAAAAUAAUUAUCGCCACUAAAAAUUGAUUUCAUUUUCGGAAUCAGCGUAUCAAAAUAAAAGCAAAGUGGCUCGCGUGGAACCUGAUUUGAUGCCAUACUGGAAUUUAACUUAAGCAAACUUCUUUGUAAAUUGUUUUGAUGGUUUCUGUAAUUCUGAUUUUUCUAGUGUGAUGAGAAAAUGCUGAUGAAAGCAGACAGAAAAGUAUGAGAGAGGGAGAGACAGAUAAGAGUAAGAGGGAGAGACAGAGAGAGUAAGAGGGAGAGAGAAAAAAAGGUUGGUUAAUUGUAAACCUUUACUCCUCCAUCAGUAUAAUUUUGAUUAUUUCAGAGGUAAGCUGCUAGGACCCUGCCCGUCAGGACAACCUGGGCUGGGAGUGGGAGGGACAGGGCAUCCCAGGGAAAAGACAAAAAUACUUGAAAAAAAUGUAUUUCCCCGCAUAGCUUACAAACUCAUGUACUGUGUGCAAACCUAAAGAGCCACCAGUAAAAUAGAAGCAAAUGGCUAGGUAAGAAGUAAGAUUAAGUAAGUAACAAGGCAUUUUCCUAUUCAUACUCAUACUCAGAUCCAGUGCGAGUUUUCUUUUCAUGAGGAAAACGUCACUGAAUCUGAGUUUUUUCAUUUUUGAGCUAGUCUUUUACACCUUCUUUACCAACAGAUGGGUUGGAGCGUGAACAGUGCUAGUGAAAUGUAAUGGCAAGCCUAGAAUGAAUGAAAUAUUUGUUUAUCUAAUGUUAAAUGGGCAUGAUAUAAUUAAAUAAGACUUAUUUCCUUGCCUUAUGUAAAAAUACCAGUAUGAACGUGUCAUUUGUUUUGAAAUGCUGUGACAUGGGUUUUUUUCCCUCUGUUAUAACUUAUAUUGAACAGUGUUCAAGGUCGGGACAAAUUGUCUCUCAACAUAUGCUCAUUUAUAUAAAGGGCGUCUUUCCAAACUCGUGUCUCUUGAACUUGAAGUUUUGCUGUAAAUUACACUACAGUAUUGUGGUCAAAAUGGGUACUGUAACGCAUGUCAUGUGUAUGUACAUUUUUUCUUCUGUUUCUCCUCCCUAUGGUGCAUUCUCUGAUAUAUAUUAUGUUUCAAUGUAAGAGGAAGUUUUUUUGAUAUCUGCAGAUAGCCAAUACAUCGUGUAAACAAUUUCAGAGUUCUCAUUUUGCGUCUGCUGUUUUGUACAUUUAUUUGAGUAAAAAGAAACAACUCAACACAAUAACAAUCAUUUGGUGCAGGGAAAUGGGGCGACAGACGGACAGAAACAGCAGAGGGAAAGAAAAGAGGUAGCACAUUGCAGCACUAGCGCCUUUCAACCACCCAUGAAAUCAACAUUUGAUGGAGGAAAAAAAGUAAAACAGACUCAUACAUACAGAAACAACAAAGGGAAAGAAAAGUAUCGCAAGACUAUGCCAUUGUUAAACUGGCUAAGACUAAGAGCUGCAGCUGAGCAAGGGAACAGAAACGAGUAAAAAUAAAAGCUGUUGCAGUUACACUACAUUACAUGAUGUGGAAUCUAGAGGUCUAUAGAUCUGAUGCACCAAGUUGUUUCGACAGGAGGGGAGGGAGAAAAAAAGUGCACUGUUGAAACAGGGCUGGCUCUGUGGCAGUGGUAUUCAUUGUAUGUUUAGAUAGACCAGUAGAACAAGAGAAUAUUCCAUUCUGAUUCAAUGACAGAAAAGAAUAUUUCAUUGAGUCAAUUUCACAAGAGAAUAUUUCAGAAGAUUCAGGCAGAGGUGUUAGUAGUGAUAAUCCUAUGAUGAAUCUCAUAUUGUCACCUAAACAAAUAAAUUCCCCAAUAAUUUAUAAACUUUUAGUUUUAAAAAAAUAAAUUUGAAUACAUCAUGUUAGUACAGUAACAGUAGGCCCUACAUAUAACUUGGUCCCAGGUCUUUGUUUCAAACUCAAACCAGGCAUACAUGAUGGAGUAUGAAAGGCAGAGAAGAUGGAUGACUGUGUUGAGUGUCUACUGCUGUGUCAUUUGAUAACUUGAGAAGUUGAGGGACGGGGACCUUGUGUGUAGUGUUUGCAAUUACGUACGCUACUUUAUUUGUGUACAACGACGAACAGCAUGACUAAUAUUACUAACUAAUAAGUUAACACUAUAAAUUGAUUUGUCUACAGUGUAGAUUCUACAAGGAAACUGAUACUGAAAAUAUUUCUAAAUAAUAAAAUAUAAUUUUCUUGAAGGUUUAUUUUAGCCUAAAUUUAUUGCAAAUUACAGAGAAUGAAGUGAAAUUUCGCACUCUAUUAAUUUAAUCAAGAAUUGCAUUAAAUAUGUUGUGGGAAAAAAAUCUGCUCCAUAUCAGACAAUUGGAGGCCAGGUAAAAGUUGAGGGAGGGAAAGUGUAAUUUUAAAUUUUAACAUUGCGCCACCGACUACAUUUUCUUAAAAUGUUAAUAAUAAUAUUUGAUCUUCUAAUUUCUAAGGGCAAAAGUAUUCAUUGACUUAUUUGCUUUAUCAUAAUAUAAUAUGUUCUUUAUCAGUAGGUACAAUCAAACAAAAUGUGAAAAUGUACCAACCCCAAAACUUAUUAGUUUGACAAAAACACAUGAAUGAAAUGUCCCUUCUGCCUCAGCUGUAACUGUAAUUAAGUGCAAACGAACCCAGCUUCUUGUAAUGAUAAAUUGAUGGAUUACAUUCCGUUACGUUAUAUCACAAGGUAUAUUUUUGUGCACAUUGUGUAUGGUACUCAAAUCUACAUACACGGUGGAGUUCUCGUAAACUGAACAGUCAAUCCGAAAAUAGCAAAAGAACAAAAUCCCUGAUUUUUUUCUUUGCCCUAACUGCUACAAUCUCUCUAAACUUAAAACCUGGCUAAACUCGAGAAAAUCAGGCAGUUCGUCAGAUUUUGGUUUGAGCAGACUCCAGUGUGUGUUGUGCAAGUACCUGAUGUCCUUCUUGUCUCUCGCUCUGCGGUGCCGCUAGACAUUCCGUCUGCCAUUUCUUUUCUAUUCGCAAUUUAUACGUGCGUAUGUGAAUCAAAUGUUUGUUUUUUGGAUAAUGUUUUUUUAUUUUUGGAAAAACUUUUUGUACUCUUUUUGUGGAACUUUUUGGACAACUUUUUAUCUACUGCUGAUCAAGUUGUACCGCCUUGCAUGAAAAUACCAUAUUAAAUGCACUUAAAAUGCUAUUACUAUUACUAUUUAUUAAAAACAGAAGUGUGUGAAUACAA